CGGAGGUUUGAACCUCCGACCUAUAUCCAUUAGAACCGACUCAAUUGUGUUCUUCAAUCUUCUGUUUGUUUUCCCCCUAAUUUAAGAAAAAACCCUAAAACUCAAUCUUCAAAACGUCGUUAACAUUAUUAUCACUUACAGAUUCAAAGAACAUCAAAAUCUAAUUUGUGGAGGAUUUGUUUGGAGUUUGUGGUUUAACCAUGUCAGAAGAGGAGAACUUUAGUUAUCCUUCUAUAGAUCCAUCAGUGUUUGAUCUCAUAGUUGUCGGGACAGGACUUCCUGAAUCCAUAAUUGCAGCGGCCGCAUCUGUUGCAGGAAAAACAGUCCUCCAUGUCGACUCCAACUCAUUCUACGGCAGCAGUUUCUCGUCUCUCUCUCUUGAUGAUGUCACCUCAUUUCUCCAUGCUCAGAAAAUCGUACCUGAAAGCACUCUUUCGCAUAGUCCGGUCGUCAAUGGAAGCAGCAAUGUAGAUGGGGAGAAAGAUUAUGUGAUCUUUGAUCUGAAAACAAAGUCUAUUUACUCAGACAUUGAGAUAUCCUCCUUACCAGAAGAAGAAAGUGUUAAAGCUUGUUCAAGAAAGUUCAACUUGGAUCUUUCAGGACCUAGAGUUAUGUUCUGUGCUGAUUCGGUAGUGAACCUGUUGCUGAAGUCAGGGGGGAAACAUCAUGUUGAGUUUAAGAGCAUCGAUUGUAGCUUUAUUUAUGGUGCAAAUGGAGAGUUGUCUGCUGUUCCUGACUCAAGAUCUGCGAUUUUCAAAGACCGUAGUCUUGGGUUGACAGAGAAGAAUCAGUUGAUGAGGUUUUUCAAGCUUGUUCAAGCGCAUAUAGAAGGAUCAACAGAGCAUGCUGAAGGCAGUGAUGAAAGUAGGAGGAUAAAGAAUGAGGAUUUGGAGAGUCCAUUCAUCGAAUUCUUGAAUAAGCAGCGGUUGCCUACCAAGAUAAAAUCUAUGAUUCUAUAUGCGAUAGCAAUGGCGGAUUAUGAUCAGGAGAAACCGGAGCUUUGUAAGAACCUCCUCAAGACUAAAGAUGGAAUAGAAAGUUUAGCUCUUUUCCACUCCUCGAUUGGCAGGUUUACUAAUGCUCUUGGAGCAAUGAUUUAUCCAAUCUACGGCCAAGGCGAACUUCCACAAGCUUUUUGCCGUUGUGCAGCAGUUAAAGGUGCUAUUUAUGUACUGCGUAUGCCUGUAACGGCUUUGCUUUUGUCCAAGGAAAAUGGAGACUACAAAGGUGUUAGACUGGCAUCAGGUCAGGAGAUACUCAGUCAGCAUCUGGUUAUAAAUCCUUCUGUUACUGGUCCAUCAUCACCACCUCGCGAUCCAAAUUUGCCGGAAGAAUGCUCUGAAAGUGAUGGCAAAGUCGAAGUCAUAGAAAAGAUUGCCAGGGGAAUAUGUAUUAUAAGGGGUUCCAUAAAGUCUGAUUUACCAAACCUGCUGGUGAUAUUCCCUCCUAGAUCUCUGUGUUCUGAACAGGUGUCUUCAAUUAGAGUUCUCCAGUUAGGUAGCGGUUUAUCUGUUUGCCCGUCAGGCAUGUCCGUCUUGUAUCUUUCAACUUUAUGCGUCGAUGUCAUCCAAGGAAAGAAGUCACUAUAUGCAGCGAUGAAUACUCUCGUUGUGCCUCCUUCUUCUGAAAACCCUAAAGAUACAUCUUCCAUACAAAGUGAGAAUGCAGGAGAUGCGAAGCCCACUUUAUUGUGGAACGCCAUCUUCAUUCAAGAGCUGGAAAAGGCUACAUCAGGAGGAGCCAUCACCUCUUGCCUCACGCCAGAUGGGAAUUUGGAUUACAGGAAUAUCUUAGAAUCAAGUGAGAAGUUGUUUCACCAGAUUUACUAGGAGGAAUUCUUCCCUAAAACUUCAGCUUCUAAGGAAAUUGAUGAUGAUGAUGAGACUUAGCCGAUUUAGAGUCGAAGUAUUUGUUCCUGACAUCUACUACUCUAUGGAAGAUGGGCACCAAGGGCGGCCCUCGGUACAAACAACCAAAGCUUCACUUUAGGGUCCCCAUAUCUCGUCAUUGGUAUAUACCUCAUUAGUCCUAGAUACACUCCAUUUUACAGCCCCAGUUGUAAGGGUCUUAUCGUGUGGAGCCAUAUGAAUAAUUUUUGUUAUAGUGACCAGUUACAGACUCGUCGCACUUCUAACGAUUCAAGGAUUUAUUAAGAAAUUUGUAAAAUAGGUAUACAAAUUUUAAAA
This is a messenger RNA of Papaver somniferum (opium poppy), 2186 nucleotides long. RefSeq names its product rab escort protein 1. Gene Ontology annotation, biological process: intracellular protein transport; vesicle-mediated transport; small GTPase-mediated signal transduction. The coding region runs from base 201 to 1829 and encodes 542 amino acids. Gene Ontology annotation, cellular component: cytosol; nucleus; Rab-protein geranylgeranyltransferase complex. The transcript has 10 exons. Lineage: Eukaryota; Viridiplantae; Streptophyta; Magnoliopsida; Ranunculales; Papaveraceae. The record is from RefSeq and is a predicted model, not a curated record. Gene Ontology annotation, molecular function: GDP-dissociation inhibitor activity.